Desarmillaria tabescens is the source of this 846-nucleotide messenger RNA. RefSeq names its product short-chain dehydrogenase. The record is from RefSeq and is a predicted model, not a curated record. Bases 1 to 846 code for a protein of 281 amino acids. The transcript is spliced from 5 exons. Lineage: Eukaryota; Fungi; Basidiomycota; Agaricomycetes; Agaricales; Physalacriaceae.
AUGGCAGCAGCUCCUUCAGCGUCUUCCUACCACAUUCCGAAUCUGUAUAACCUUCAUGGCCUAGUUGCCGUUGUCACAGGCGGUGGAACGGGGAUCGGACUGAUGAUCGCGCGCGGUCUGGCUGAGAACGGUGCGAAAGUGUAUAUCACAGGACGGCGAAAAGAGAUCCUUGAAAAAGUAGUCAACAGUGGCACUAUCAAGGGUGAAGUCGUUGCGCUGCCUAUGGAUGUGACGAGUAAGCCAAGUAUCCUAGAGGCAAAGAAAGUAUUGCAAGAGAAGGAAGGCAAGAUCCAUGUCCUGGUCAACAACGCUGGCCAAGUCGGACCCAUAUCGUCGUGGUUCAAUGACCUCUCUUCGCCUAACCACAAAGAUGCAGAGACGCUUGGACAAGCAUUAUUCGACGAAUCAGAGCAAGGCUGGGCUGACCUCUACGCCAUCAACGUCUACCCACUCUUCUUCAAACCCGGGUACACAUCAAGUGUAAUCAACAUUACAAGCAUGAGCGCCAUGAUGAAGCAAGCACAAGAGCAUUUCGCGUAUAACGCUGCCAAGGCAGCGGCAUCGCACUUGACGCGUAUGAUGGCAACAGAAUUUGCUCUCAAGCGAGUCCCAGUGCGGGUGAAUGCCAUUGCGCCUGGGAUGUACGAAAGCGAGAUGACCAAAGAUGUGAUCUCGCCGGAGGAGCUCGAUAAAAUGGCCAAAGGGGUGGUACCUAUUCCUGCGAAGAGGCCUGGAACUGGUGAAGAGAUGGCCGGAACUGUGGUGUACCUUGCCUCACCAUCAGGUUGCUACGCAAACGGUCAGGAGAUCGUAAUCGAUGGAGGUUGUCUCGCUGUGAAUCCUUGA